UCUCUGAGGUUCUCUGCAGGAGAGUUACAUCACGUCACUGAGCUUUUGACCUUGUGGGGACAGACCUUGGGACCGAGGGUAGAGGAGUCACAUCCCAAUAUGAAGACUGUCACCCUCCUUGUGUUUCUUUGGGGGCUGUCCUGUGCUCUCCCAGUCACCAGAUACCAAAAUACUGAAUCUGAAAGCUCUGAAGAGAGGACAGGCAAUUUGGCUCAGUCACCACCACCACCCAUGGACAGUGAGUCAUCAGAAGACAGUAAAGCUAGCCCAGAGGGACAGGCAAAUAGUGACCACACGGACAGCAGUGAGUCUGGAGAGGUGCUGGGCUCCGACGGAGGCCAGUAUAGACCGGCUGGUGGUCUCUCUAAGACUACGGGAACCGGCGCCGAUAAGGAGGACGAUGAAGACGACAGUGGAGAUGACACCUUUGGCGAUGAGGACAAUGGCCCAGGGCCCGAAGAAGGACAGUGGGGAGGACCCUCCAGACUGGACAGUGACGAGGACUCUGCAGACAACACACAAUCCACCGAAGACAGCACCUCUCACGAAAACAGUGCCCAAGACACGCUCAGUGACAGCCAGGAGCACGACAGUGAGAGUGAGGGACAUCGGGUGGGAGGUGGCAGCGAGGGGGCGAGCAGCCACGGGGACGGCUCCGAGUUCGACGAUGAAGGGAUGCAGAGCGAUGACCCCGGGAGCACGGGGAGCAACCGAGGCCACGGCAGGAGGAGCAGCGCUGGUAUCAGGUCGGAGGAAUCUAAGGGGGCCCAUGAGCCCACAAGCACGCAGGAUUCAGAUGACAGCCAGGCAGUGGAGUUUUCGAGCAGGAAGUCCUUCCGAAGGUCGCGCAUCUCCGAGGAAGACGGCAGAGGUGAGCUUGCUGACAGCAGCAGCAGGGAAACGCAGAGCGACUCCACAGAGGACACCGCCUCCAAGGAGGAGAGGAGCGAGUCUCAGGAGGACACAGCCGAGAGCCAGUCCCAGGAAGAUAGCCCGGAGGGCCACGACCCCAGCAGUGAGUCCAGCGAGGAGGCUGAUGGGCCAUCCCAGGAAAGCAGCAGCGAGUCUCAGGAAGGGGCGGCCACUGAGUCCAGGGGUGACAACCCAGAUAGCACAAGUCAGGCAGGAGAGCAAGGAGACAGUGAGUCCAGUGAGGAGGACAGCCUGAGCACACUCUCCAGCUCAGAAAGCCAGUCCACCGAGGAGCAGGCUGACAGCGAGUCCAACCAGAGUCCCAGCCUCUCAGAGGAGAGCCAGGAGUCCGCCCAGGACGGGGACAGCUCCAGCCAGGAAGGCCUCCAGUCGCAGAGCGCAUCAGCCGAGAGCCGGAGCCGGGAGAGCCAGUCUGAGCAGGACAGCCGAUCUGAGGAGGACGGUGACAGUGACUCUCAGGACAGUAGCCGCUCCAAGGAGGAGAGCAACUCUACAGGGAGCACUUCCAGCAGCGAGGAGGACAUCCUCCCCAAAAACAUGGAAGCCGACACUAGGAAACUAAUGGUUGAUGCCUACGACAACAAACCUAUCGGGGAUCAAGAUGACAACGAUUGUCAGGACGGCUACUAGCAUUAGCGUGUCUAAGAAAUGGCUCUCACAGGACGGAGUCCUGGGGACCCCAGAGUAGGGCGUUCACUAGAACUAUAACUUAUUGAUGUUUUUGAUCAGAAGGAAAACCAGGGGAGGGCUUUUUUUGUUUGUUUUUUUUGUUUAAUUGUUUGUUUGU
Molecule: messenger RNA, 1720 nt
Organism: Apodemus sylvaticus (European woodmouse)
Lineage: Eukaryota; Metazoa; Chordata; Mammalia; Rodentia; Muridae
Gene: Dmp1
Product: dentin matrix acidic phosphoprotein 1
Exons: 6
Coding region: 100-1563 (487 amino acids)
Biological process (GO): extracellular matrix organization; ossification
Cellular component (GO): extracellular matrix
Molecular function (GO): extracellular matrix binding
Source: RefSeq, a predicted model, not a curated record